CUGCACAGGUGGCACUCUGCGUGCCCUGUGGGGGCGGCAGCGAGCAGGACGGCAGGAACGCCCAGGCUGGGGGCUGUGGAACGCACGGAGCCCAGCUCAGCUAGGAGGAGGAGGAUGCUCUGCAUGCCCAGGAUCCUGUGGGCACUGACAUCCAGCACACUCAUGCCCAUUUCCUGUAAUGGACAAACUUGAUGCAAAUGUGAGUUCCAACGAAGGUUUUGGGUCCGUGGAGAAGGUCGUGCUGCUAACAUUCCUCUCGGUGGUUAUCCUGAUGGCCAUCCUGGGCAACCUGCUGGUGAUGGUGGCUGUAUGCAGGGACAGGCAGCUCAGGAAAAUAAAAACCAAUUAUUUCAUUGUGUCUCUUGCCUUUGCCGAUCUGCUGGUGUCGGUGCUGGUAAUGCCUUUUGGUGCCAUUGAGCUGGUCCAAGACGUCUGGAUUUAUGGGGAGAUGUUUUGCCUGGUCCGGACCUCUCUGGAUGUCCUGCUCACCACAGCAUCGAUUUUUCACCUAUGCUGCAUUUCACUGGAUAGGUAUUAUGCCAUCUGCUGCCAACCCUUGGUUUACAGAAGCAAGAUGACCCCUGUCCGCAUUGCAUUGAUGUUGGGAGGCUGCUGGGCCAUUCCCAUGCUUAUAUCUUUUCUCCCCAUAAUGCAAGGCUGGAACAGCAUCGGCAUAGCUGAUGUGAUAGAGAAAAGGAAACUCAACCACAACUCUAACUCGACAUGCUGUGUCUUCAUGGUCAACAAGCCCUACGCCAUCACCUGCUCCGUUGUAGCCUUCUACACCCCGUUUCUCCUCAUGGUGCUGGCCUAUUACCGUAUCUAUGUCACUGCUAAGGAGCAUGCCCAGCAGAUCCAGAUGUUGCAACGAGCAGGAGCCACCCCGGAAAGCAGGCCCCAGCCAGCCGACCAGCACAGCACACAUCGUAUGCGGACAGAGACCAAGGCAGCCAAGACUUUAUGCGUCAUCAUGGGCUGCUUCUGUUUCUGCUGGGCCCCCUUCUUUGUCACCAAUGUUGUGGACCCAUUCAUAGACUACACUGUCCCCGAGCAGGUGUGGACUGCCUUCCUCUGGCUUGGCUACAUCAAUUCAGGGUUGAACCCCUUUCUCUAUGCCUUCUUGAAUAAGUCUUUCAGACGUGCCUUCCUCAUCAUUCUCUGCUGUGAUGAUGAACGCUACAGAAGACCCUCCAUUCUGGGCCAGACUGUCCCCUGUUCAACCACAACCAUUAAUGGAUCCACACAUGUGCUAAGGGAUGCAGUGGAAGGUGGUGGCCAGUGGGAGAGUCGGUGCCACCUGACAGCAACUUCUCCUUUGGUGGCUGCUCAGUCCAGUGAUACUUAGGCCCCUGGGACAGUGACCUAGAAGACAGCUGUGGCUCGAAAAGAGGCCAGUCCUAAGCUGCUACCCAUGUGUAUGUGGCUGUUCCUGGCACUCUGUUCUCCAAGCCUUUCCAUCAGCAUGCAGCAACGCGCCCUGGACUUUUCCGCCAGGAUUGCAGCAGGUGGUGUGUGAGGGAGUCAGGGGAGAGAAGGGCUUCCUUGUUCGUUUUUCACUUCUCAACGUGUUCUCUUCCUGGAAUCUGCCCUCUUGUUUGAUGGUCGCUGAAGUCCAUGGCCUAGUCCCCUUGCUGUUUCCAGUCUGUCUCAUAAGCAUUCACUGUGUUUGCUUUUCAGUUUCUAAAUAAACCUUCUUUGAGGUGUCUUCUCACAGAUACUGUCAAAAUAUGUACCUGUCUAGGCCACAUCUCUUGCCUGGUCACAUCUAUCAUAGCUGUGUUCAAACUCUCCACUGUCCUUUCUUUGCCUUCCUUUGUGCUGGGCACUUGUACACUUUCUUCCUCGUAUUUAGGUGUAGGCACACUGAGCUCUGUUUUCUUUUUUUCUGUGUUCAGUGUCAAUGUUCCGUUUAGGACAGUCUUCAUUCAUUUGCCACUGGAGACACAGAAUCGAGAUCUGUCAGUGGACAAUGGUCUCUGAAUGAACCCUGGAGGGAAGUCAAAGAUGAUUUUCCCCAGUACCAGGACCAGAUCUAACCCAUCUGAGAAAUUCCCUUUCAUGUCAGCUAGAAUAGAACACGUAAAGAGUCUUAGGUAGGGCUGGUGGCAUUAUGGGUGUCUAUUAAGAGAUGCUGGCAUCUUUUCUAUGAGUUUGUGGCAAAGCCCACAGCAACAACUUGGAACUUCUGAGUAUGGCUUCAUUGUUUACAGUGGACAGAACUGAUGGAAGUUCACACUGUGGGACCUUGUUACCCUUGCUAUCUGUUAGACAGAGAAGUUCAGAGUCCAGAAGUGUUAGGAAUGAGAAAACGAUACCUGACUCCAAGUCACAGAACCCAGAUGCCAGCCUCGGCUCUGCUUCUAAAAUUCUGAGAGACCAUGAACUAUCGUCUUUUCCUCUAUAACACUAACUUUCUACAUUGCCAAAUGAAGCUUGGAGUAGAGGCAUCCUGAAGAUUUCUUUCAAUUUCUAGGACAACAGGAUGCUGCUAUAGCCAGUCAUCUACUACCUCAAAUGGCCUGCCUACCUUUUGACUUUGUUUCAACCGCCCUCCUGAUUUGGCUCUUUUAGACUUCUGACUUGGUCAACCAUACACUUACAGUUAACCCAGUGUCUUUUACUCACAACAGAGUCCACAGUUUGUCCCAACUACCCCAGAGCAAAGGUCUCAGUGAGGAAAGUGCCCCUUCCCAGAGCCAAGUGAUGCUUUCUUUAGCUUUCGCCUUGGCUGUGGUUUGAUUCCAUCUCAGGACUGUUUGCUGAACUCUUCUUCGGAGCUGCUCAUGAAGGAUC
Molecule: messenger RNA, 2793 nt
Organism: Chionomys nivalis (European snow vole)
Lineage: Eukaryota; Metazoa; Chordata; Mammalia; Rodentia; Cricetidae
Gene: Htr4
Product: 5-hydroxytryptamine receptor 4
Exons: 7
Coding region: 179-1345 (388 amino acids)
Biological process (GO): regulation of appetite; chemical synaptic transmission; adenylate cyclase-activating adrenergic receptor signaling pathway
Cellular component (GO): plasma membrane
Molecular function (GO): G protein-coupled serotonin receptor activity
Source: RefSeq, a predicted model, not a curated record